Messenger RNA from Eruca vesicaria subsp. sativa (arugula), 444 nucleotides. The record is from the annotation of a GenBank genome assembly. Lineage: Eukaryota; Viridiplantae; Streptophyta; Magnoliopsida; Brassicales; Brassicaceae.
AUGACCCGUUCUGUGAUGUUGGUGACAAGGGUUAAUCCAAAGCUGUUUGGAGGUAACCUGUUCUUGAACUCCAUGCAAGGAACUAGAUUCUUUUUUUGUACUGCAUUAUUUCAGAGCUCAAACGGUGUGGAGGAUGUUCUCCCAAGUUGUCUUGAGGACCUAACAGGGAGGGAGUUUGUGUUUCAGAUCCGGGUCACAUCUUUCAACUUCACUCCCAACCAACGUACAUUUACGGUCUCAACUCUCACUGAAGAUGCUACCAUGGAGAACCAUGACCAGGAACAUGGAAGGAGCAUUCUUUCAGGCAGCGCAGGAGACGCAGAAUCGGGGACUUCGUCUUCGGAGCCGUCUUCUUUGGGGCUCAAGGGUGGUGAGGAGUUUGCUGGAGAGGAUCCUCCAGAGAUUUCUGUUGGCCACAAGAAACGCAAGCGUGGUAGGGAGUGA